Malassezia restricta is the source of this 1113-nucleotide messenger RNA. RefSeq lists its product as uncharacterized. The transcript has a single exon. The coding region runs from base 1 to 1113 and encodes 370 amino acids. NCBI's taxonomy places the organism in Eukaryota, Fungi, Basidiomycota, Malasseziomycetes, Malasseziales, Malasseziaceae. The record is from RefSeq and is a predicted model, not a curated record.
AUGAGCUCAUGCACUGCGGCGACGCAGCGCAUUCUUUUGUUUGUUGUGGCAUGUGUCUCCAUCGCUACAGGCUUGUGGAUCAAUAGGAAGGCUGUUCAUGAGGAUCCGAAGCCUGACCUGGAGGCGUUCGGUGCGCUAAACUUGGCGCAAGCCCGCGAAGCGCUGGGUUUUCCAGACUACAGCCUGCUGAUGUGCUCAGGACCGAAGUGUGAGCGCUUUGAGCGGAUGCUUAUGACGCUGAUCUAUGUGUUCAAGCUCAUGAACUCUGGCAAGGCGGGUCACGGUGGUUUCAUGGUCCUUUUGUCCAUGUCACUUCCCCUGGUGCUGGCGAUGUGUGCGCAGGCCCUCAAGCCCGAAACAACUUUUCUACAGCGAGGCAUCUCUGUGACGAUCGUCAUUCUAUUCGGCCAGGUAUUUUGCUUGGGCGCAUCGGUGCCUCUGCUCUACAUCCCUAUCACGGCCUUGGUGCGUAGCCUGGACCUGCUCAAGACGUUCCCUGAGCGGCCCUACGGCAAGUAUGCGCCGCUUCUGAUAAAGCAGCUCGUGACUUGCUUGUGCAUCAUGGCAGUGGUGAAUGUGCUGGCUCCGAUGGACCACUGGACGUGGCCGUACAUCAACUUUGUGUUCCAAUUCUCGCCCCUGAUCAUGCUGUCGCUGUCCGUAUUCACGACCUUGUUCGGUCGCCAAAAGUCAGUGACGACGACCAAGGUGUCCAUUUUCUUUGAGGACGACUGCCUUGUGUCAGCCGCCAUGUACUGGUACGGCAUGUACCACCUCUUGCCCACGCUGGGACGUUGGUACAGGGGCGAAGACCUUGGCCUCAACGACGGAGAGAAGCUCAUUCUGUGGGACAAUGUGGGUAUUUUUCUCACCUUGAUCUAUUGGGUCGUAGUGGAUGGCAUUGCCGACUACCAACUCAUGUUUGAGCAAACGCGCCCUCUGCACAGGGUGCCGCCCACAGCUUGGAUCCUCGGCAUAAUUCGCAGCAUCUUCAUCGCUGUAUUGUUUGGUCCCGGCGUGGUCAUGGACCUGUACUUUGCGGGUCGCGAGGAUGCUGUGACGCCCGUGCACUCGUUCAUCAAGCAAGACUUGCCCAAGCAAAAGCGCUCGUAG